ACCCAAUCUGGCUUUCAUUAACGCCGUUGAAGAACCAUGCUUUGCAAAAAAACAAAUUGGAAUUGCAUCACCAAUUCCAAUUGUUGAUAAUCAUCCCGCUGAAAUCGAUGUCAGCAACGUUCAAGUAAAAUUAUCAAACCAAGAACGUAUUUUGAAGCCACAGAAAGUAGAAGUAGUUGAAGCUGCUCUGUCCAAACGAGAUUGUUUGGUAGUUAUGCCGACUGGUUCCGGCAAAUCAGCUUGCUUUCUAUUACCUGGAUUGAUUGAGCAUGGAGUAACUAUUGUUAUUUCUCCCUUGAAAAGUCUGAUGUAUAACUCCGAAAAAAACUGAGCAGACGACGUCGAAAUUUCAGAUUGAAAAAAAAAGCCAAAUUAGCUACGUUUAGUUUACAACUUUUAAAUCUAAACUAGUGAAUUGAAAUGAGUGACUUAUACCCGCCCUACAUGUGCCCAUCAUGUGAUGAAUGGCAUCACCCCCUGACAGUGACAGAACAAUGUCCGAACGUGCAAACUCAUGAGGGGGAAGAAGAAAUCAAUUCCGAUGGUGAACAGAAUUUUGAUUGGGAGGAGGAUGGUGUUCAACAAAACUGGGAUGAAGAAACCGAGGAUUUUGAUCAUCACUAUGGUGAUGAAAUUGUUGAUUUCAGCGAUGAUGAUGGGCUGGAAGACCUUGAAGUUUCUUUUUCUUCAACAAUGGAUCUUGAUGGAACAAUGGACGAGGAAAUCAAUUCAGAUCUGGUUAAAGAGGACGAACAUAAAAGGAAACGAAUGAGCGACGGAGAUAGCCCGCAAUUUAAACGACCAAAACAAUAUUAUGUCUACUGAUGAUGAAUGUAGUUCUGUGAUCUUCCUUUCAGGUGUGAAGAAUGGCAUCAUUACCUGACAGAACAAUGUCCGAACCUAGCAACUCAAGAUGAAGAGGAAGAAGAAAAUUCAGACGGGGAGCAGAAUUUUGAUUAGGGAGAUGAAAGUCAUCAACAAGAUUGGGGAGACGAAACCUUGGACCUGGAUCAUCACUAUUGUGAUGAAAUUCCUGCUGUAAGUGAUGAUGACGACUUGGCAGACCUAGAAAUUUCUUUUGCCUCUACAAUUGACCUUACAAUGGACGAGGAAAUUAAUUUGGAUUUGGUUGAAGAGUUGGAAAAGAGGAAAAGGAUGAGCAAUGAUGGCCCAAUGCAAUGUAAACGCCAAAAACUAAACUAGUUUUACUACC
This is a messenger RNA of Daphnia pulicaria, 1213 nucleotides long. RefSeq lists its product as uncharacterized. The record is from RefSeq and is a predicted model, not a curated record. NCBI's taxonomy places the organism in Eukaryota, Metazoa, Arthropoda, Branchiopoda, Diplostraca, Daphniidae. The transcript has 11 exons. The coding region runs from base 421 to 825 and encodes 134 amino acids.